Numida meleagris (helmeted guineafowl) is the source of this 1599-nucleotide messenger RNA. RefSeq names its product ras-related protein Rab-33A. NCBI's taxonomy places the organism in Eukaryota, Metazoa, Chordata, Aves, Galliformes, Numididae. Gene Ontology annotation, cellular component: catalytic step 2 spliceosome; U2 snRNP; precatalytic spliceosome. The record is from RefSeq and is a predicted model, not a curated record. The transcript has 6 exons. The coding region runs from base 130 to 1059 and encodes 309 amino acids. Gene Ontology annotation, molecular function: GTP binding; GTPase activity; RNA binding. Gene Ontology annotation, biological process: Rab protein signal transduction; mRNA splicing, via spliceosome.
GGUAAAAGCGCGUGUCCGUGCUGAGCGCCUUCCCAAUAAAGUCUGUGCGGAGCCGUGCGCUCGGACUCUUGCUUUGCUCGGCGCGCAUGCGCGGGCGGAGCGGGCGCAUGCGCAGUGCGCGCCGCCGCCAUGAACCCGCUGACGAAGGUGAAGCUGAUCAACGAGCUGAACGCGCGGGAGGCGGAGCUGGGCGUGAGCGAGGCGGUGUCGUGGCACGCCGAGUACAAGGACAGCGCCUGGGUCUUUAUCGGCGGGCUGCCCUACCAGCUGACAGAGGGGGACGUCAUCUGCGUGUUCUCGCAGUACGGGGAGGUGGUGAACAUUAAUCUGGUGCGGGACAAGAAGACCGGGAAGUCUAAAGGGUUUUGCUUUCUGUGCUACGAGGACCAGAGGAGCACCGUUCUUGCUGUUGAUAACUUCAAUGGGAUCAAGAUCAAAGGGAGGACGAUCCGAGUGGACCACGUGGCCAACUAUCGGCCUCCCAAAGACUCUGAUGAUUUAGAUGAUGUCACAAGAGCCCUCCACGCAAAGGGCUGCGGAGUGAAAACGCCGCCUCAUACGUCGUCGGAUUCCUCACUGGAGGAUGAUGAUGACACGCCAGUAAAAAAGAAGAAAGAUAAAGAGAAGAGUAAACGUGAACAGCCAAAGCAGAACUCUCAGGCUGUGAAGAGAGCAGCGUCUGCUGAAGAGGCACAUCCAAGAAUUAAGAUUAAAAAAGAGAAGGAAGAUCCUGGCUAUGACCGAUACGCCGGUGGGAGUCAGCAGUCCUGCAGUGAGUCUGAGAGGAAACAUGCAAGCAGGACGCAGCGAGAUGAGGAAGAGCAGAGACACCAGAGGUCUUUGGGGAAGAGGGGGGAAAAGAGCUCCCAGGAACACAGAGGACAGAACAGUUCACGGGAAGAGAGAGAAGAGGUUAGCAGGAGGGGUGAAGGGCGCAGCAGCCGGCGAGAAGAAUGUCCUGAAGGAACCAGAUCCAGGCAGCGGUGGGAGAGCAGCACCAGAGAGUCCCAUUCCAAGCACAGGGAGCAUGGUUCCACCAGAGAUUCCAGCCGUCACUGAGCCGUGGUGCAAGCACCCUCUGGGCCACAGCUGUGCCCACCAAGAGACAGCUGCACAACGUGAGCUGCACCAAGAGCCUGUCCACAGUUUCCUGACGUGUCCUUGAGGGACCACAGCUGGCGUCGCAUCUCACACCGCUUUGACUCGUUCACUUCUCAGACAGGGCUCUCUCUGUGCUGUGGACUGGGAUGUGAGCUCUGUUGCUGCCUUGCUCAGCCCGUCAGUGCGGUGGCAUCCCACAGUAGUUGAGGAGGGGCUCAUGGUGCGCAGUGAGGCACACGCCUGCCCUGCAGUGGGGCGGUGGGGGCUGAGCAGUGGGAUGCUAUGGAUCCCUGAACUGCCCACGUUGUUCUAGGGGAGUGUCCCUGUCCGCAGUGGGGCCGGUGGGUGCCUGCAGGUGGGCACAGCGCUUCGUGCCCCCAGCCUGUCCCACCUAUCUUAUGCGAUGGAUCUCAAGGGCUGUGCUGCUGAGUCAGCGCAGUUCGUGUUUUUUGUUUUAAACUCUUUUUAAUAAAAUUGAUCCGUUAACCAGAAGAGACA